Molecule: messenger RNA, 567 nt
Organism: Knipowitschia caucasica
Lineage: Eukaryota; Metazoa; Chordata; Actinopteri; Gobiiformes; Gobiidae
Source: the annotation of a GenBank genome assembly
AUGCACCGGCGGCUCCACACGGGAGAGAAACCCUACAGCUGCGACUUCUGCAGCAAGACCUUCAUCCGCAGCACGCAUUACAAAGAGCACAUCCGUCUGCACACGGGCGAGCGGCCGUACUCCUGCGACGUCUGCAACAAGACCUUCAGGACCUCCUACCUGUUAGCCGCGCACAAGACCACGCACAACAAACACACCGUCAUCUCCUGUGACAAAUGUGGGAAAGUCAGUCACACCAGAGGGACCUUCGCUUACCACAUGAGGAGGUACCAUCCCGAGGUCAAGCCCCAGAACCCAAACCCCAUCGGAAACUUCUCUAGGUUCAAAUCCAAACAGCAACGAGACGAAGAACCACAGGAGAGAGCGUCCCAAACACAAGAGACAAGUGAAGAAGAGGAGGAGUCUGUGGUUGGAAGAAGAGUGGCUGUUAAACAUGAAGAAGAAUCCUCUGAAGGACAGGAGCGAGGAGGCUCCAGCGCCGAGCCGAGGCUGAAGUCUGAGAAGGAAGUCAUGAUGGAGAUCAAAGAGGAGCCGGAGGAGGAAGCUUUUCUUAUUGGUCCAAAGUAA